GACUCAUACUUCUUAUAAGGGAAGUUUAACAAGUUUGACUCAGUCUCCCUCCUGGUCCCAAACUUGGAUUCCAACAUCGCCAGAGAGUGAUUUGUUCAAGUGGCGGAGAAAGUCCCUCUGGGCCCUCUUCCUUCUCUCUGCAACUUUCCAGCUAACACUCCCUGAGAAUGGGUGACUGGAGCGCUCUGGGUCGUCUGCUGGACAAGGUCCAGGCCUACUCUACUGCUGGGGGGAAGGUCUGGCUGUCAGUCCUCUUCAUCUUCAGGAUCCUGGUCCUGGGUACUGCAGUGGAAUCAGCCUGGGGAGAUGAGCAGUCUGCCUUCAGAUGUAACACCCUGCAACCUGGUUGUGACAAUGUCUGCUAUGACAAAUCCUUCCCCAUCUCCCAUGUGCGUCUCUGGGUUCUCCAGAUCAUCUUUGUGUCAACGCCGACACUCCUCUACCUGGCUCAUGUUUUCUAUCUGAACAGAAAGGAACAGAAACUCAACAGGAAGGAGGAGGAGCUUAAAGCUGUACAAAAUGAUGGAGGAGAUGUUGACAUCCCACUGAAGAAAAUUGAGAUGAAAAAGCUAAAGUAUGGUAUUGAGGAGCAUGGCAAAGUGAAGAUGAAGGGUGCUCUGCUCAGAACCUAUAUAGUCAGUAUAUUCUUCAAGUCUAUGUUUGAGGUGGGCUUCCUGGUCAUCCAGUGGUACAUGUAUGGUUUCAGUCUGUCUGCAGUCUACACCUGUGAGAGGUCUCCAUGCCCACAGAAGGUGGAGUGUUUCCUGUCCCGACCUACAGAGAAGACCGUUUUCAUCAUCUUUAUGCUGGUGGUCUCACUGGUGUCCCUGCUGCUCAACAUUAUCGAGCUUUUCUAUGUGUUUUUUAAGAGGAUCAAAGAUCGUGUGAAGGGCAAACAGCAGCCCACUCUCUACCCCAGUGGAGGCACCUUGAGUCCCACUCCUAAAGAACUGUCCACCACCAAGUACGCCUACUAUAAUGGCUGUUCCUCCCCGACUGCCCCACUGUCACCCAUGUCCCCCCCAGGCUACAAGCUAGCCACAGGGGAGCGGGGAACUGGCUCAUGCCGUAAUUACAAUAAGCAGGCCAAUGAGCAGAACUGGGCCAACUACUCCACGGAGCAGAACCGGCUCGGCCAGAAUGGUGGAGGAAGCACUAUUUCAAACUCCCAUGCACAAGCCUUCGACUUCCCCGAUGACACCCACGAGCAUAAGAAACUGUCCUCAUCGGCAGGACAUGAGCUGCAGCCGUUGGCGUUGAUGGAUGCCCGGCCCUGUAGCCGUGCCAGCAGCCGGAUGAGCAGCCGAGCCAGGCCAGAUGACCUGGACGUGUAAAACCCAGUUCUUCCACCUCCCACCUCUGCAUGGCUGACGGGAUGUGUGGCUGCAGCCAGAGAAUCAGGAAACACUCCAUCACAUAGGUUCAUAUAAGAGGUGGGACUAAUCUUGAUCACUGUCAUCAUUAUAGAGACUCUUAGUCAAUCAAAGAGACAUUAAAACUUAUUAUGUAACACUGUCAGAGGUACAAGUUGCAAAUACUUUUUUCCAGUGACUUUUACUAUAAUGUUUUAGUGGAGCUAACCCAGCUGUACAGGAACAGAACAGCCACAGCAAUGGUACAAGAGUCUAACAGAGGUGGUCCUUAGAACCAGUCACUGAUCAGUUCAAGAGCAGAGGACCACACUGUUCAAAGACUGAUUUGGUUUUAAUUUGUGAAAGUCUCAUUUCUUCUUGUUUUCAUACUUUCUGCCAAUCCUCCAAUUGAUUAGAGUAAUUUAUUCACCACUGCCAUAGCUGAGAUCUGAAGGUAUGGUGACAGCAUCGCAAUAGGGUGUCUUCUUAGUUGUGUUUUUUUUUUUAACAUCUUGCCAGGGAUAUUAGAGAGAAAUCAGCCUUUAGGCUAAUUCUGGUUCAUUUACAUUUCCUUUCUCUGUUGAUCAUUGUUUCCUGUCAAAUAAACUAAUUGACAAAAAUAGUGUCCAUCAGAGCAAGACACAUCCCCAUACCCACUGGUCCCAAAUCCGUGUUUCAGCCAAAUGAUCUAUACCACAUAAUUUCAAAUGUGCGCUUUUAUCUCAGGCAAUAAUUAGAACUCCACCACCUCCCACCCAAAACUAUUCUGUUAAGAUUAGGGAAGGAACAAUACUGAGUUUUGGUAAGAGAUAGGAUGUAAAAUGUACAGUGCUGAAUUCACUCAUUGUCCCCAAGGGGUAUUACAGCAGAAUGAUGACACACUACUUCCACUUUAGUUCCAGAGAGAGUCAUUACAAGUAUGAUCACAACCGGUCUCUUGUGGGGAACAUGUAAACAUAGAUCAGGUAGUUGUUUGAACAAAUGACCAAUGCUGUUGUUUGUUCAGGUAAGGACAGUCCUAACUUUAAUAUAAACCUGUGUGAUCGACUGCAACGUCAUUCAGUCAACAUUUCAUUUGUACUAACACUGUGUGAUGGACUCAGCCACACUUGCAGUGAGAGGCUCUUACAUUUUGCUUAUGUAAUAAAGCUGCAUUUAUGUUUAAAUCAUCAUCAUUAAUACAUUUUCUUUUUGCUUUAACUUACAUCAUAGUAACUAUCUUAACCUAGUUCUCAAUUAAAAUCAGAUUUUAGUCUCUCAGUCACAGCAAAGACAGGAAUUAUUGUGUUGAGUAAAGUGUUUACCACUUGGCUCAUUCCUUACAGGUGACGAACAGUUAUAGUGAAUAUUUAUUGCUUGGCAUCAGUAGGACACCUACCACUAAGAGAAAAAUUGACUACUAUCCAGUAUCUCUUACUCACAGAAAACAUCUUACAUCAACUCCCCACCAACUGUAUAUUUAUUGACAGUAAAAAACAAUUUGUAUUUUUUUUUCUUUAGUAACUGCCAGUCAGAGUGGACUGUUGUUUCCUGAUAAACUUUGAAUUUAUGUGGUCCUAUGUUUUCAUUUUGUGGUUUUAUUUGUCUUUUUUUGGGGUGUGUGUGAGAGUGGCAGGGCUGAUGGUUCAGGCUGCUGUAGCACAGCAAACUCUGUUCUACUUGUGUGUGGGUUCCUUAAAGAAAGGCUUUAUUACUGUCAUUCAUUUUACCUGUGUGUUCUCUUUUUUUUAUUCAUCUUUUGUGGGCAGUAGAGAAAGACAGUUGAAUGAUUAUCUGUGUAUUUGAGUGAAUGAUUUCUUCAUUCUGUAGGUAAUGUUUUGAUUUCAGACUCAGAAUUAACCAUUGCUGCUUGGAUAUAGAUAUUUAGUACUGUAAAUCAAGCUAACUGUGUCACAAAAAUGUGAGUUUUUAGAAGACUGCUUAUAGAUUUGGACUAAUAUUUAGUCAAUUAUAUUAAAAUGUAUGCCAAUGUAGCUCCACAACUACCCAACAGUAGGAUAAAUCUCAAUUUGGGCUUCUUUUCUCUUUAUUGUCAUUUUAAAUUGUCAAUGUGCAUCAUUUUGUCGGUACUUACAUAUGUCAUGGAUCUUUCAGCUACAAUGGCAUUUGCACUGAGAUCUUGGUGAUAGAGAUGUAAUAUGAUGCAUGUGAUACACAUGUUACUAAUUUAUUUUAUAAGAUAUAACAGAAAUCACUACAGUGCAUAAUAUCAGACAUCUGGCCACUGGUUUCAUUGACUGGUUCUGUGAGAGAUGUCUUCCAUUGACAGAACAGGAGCAAUAGUCAUUUGUUGCAGUUACACAGACAAUGCUAAUCCAUGGGGAUCCACUGUUGUACAGUGUAAGUGCAUGAUAGCAAAACAAAAAAACCCAUUAAUUGUAUCUGUGAAAAGCUAUUUUAACCAAUAAAUAUUUUUCUUUCUUAA
Messenger RNA from Lates calcarifer (barramundi perch), 3777 nucleotides. RefSeq names its product gap junction protein alpha 1b (gene gja1b). Lineage: Eukaryota; Metazoa; Chordata; Actinopteri; Centropomidae. Gene Ontology annotation, biological process: cell-cell signaling; heart development. Gene Ontology annotation, cellular component: connexin complex. The coding region runs from base 168 to 1334 and encodes 388 amino acids. Gene Ontology annotation, molecular function: transmembrane transporter activity. The record is from RefSeq and is a predicted model, not a curated record. The transcript is spliced from 2 exons.